AAGAAAGUACAGACAUAUAUAUAUAUAUAUAUUGAUCUGAAGACAUGGAGAGACAGGACAGGGGUGAAGCAGCAACUGUGGAUAUAAUUAGCAGCAAACAAUUUGAUCAUGAAGAUGACAAGGAGAAGGUUGGAUGGAAGAAGUUUCUGUCAUUUGUAGGCCCUGGUUUUCUUGUGUCGUUGGCUUACCUUGAUCCUGGCAACUUGGAAACUGAUCUGCAAGCAGGAGCUGACCACAGAUUCGAGCUCUUAUGGGUGGUGCUGAUUGGGUUGAUAUUUGCUCUCAUAAUCCAAUCACUUGCUGCUAAUCUUGGAGUCAGCACAGGGAAACAUUUGGCAGAAGUUUGCAAGGCUGAGUAUCCAAUAUAUGUAAAGUACUGCUUGUGGUUGUUAGCAGAACUUGCAGUCAUAGCUGCUGAUAUACCCGAAGUGAUCGGGACGGCGUUUGCAUUAAAUAUACUGCUUCACAUUCCAGUAUGGGGCGGAGUUCUGUUAACUGGAUGCAGUACUCUCUUAUUUCUUGGCCUGCAGAGAUAUGGGGUGAGGAAAUUAGAAUUGCUGAUCGCUAUACUGGUGUUUAUAAUGGCUGGAUGCUUCUUCGGAGAAAUGAGUUACGUACAGCCUCCGGCGGCUGAUGUGCUCAAGGGAAUGUUUGUACCAAAACUCAACGGUCAUGGAGCCACCGGCGAUGCCAUUGCCCUCUUGGGCGCUCUGAUCAUGCCGCAUAAUUUAUUCUUGCAUUCAGCCCUUGUCCUCUCUAGGAAAGUACCCAACACCGUCCGCGGCAUCAAUAGUGCAUGUCGGUAUUUUUUAAUAGAAAGUGGAUUUGCGCUGUUCAUAGCCUUCUUAAUCAACGUAGCAGUCGUGUCAGUUUCCGGCACCGUCUGCUCAAGCUCUCAUCUCUCAGACCAAAACGACAGCCGUUGUAAAGAUCUCACUUUGAACUCUGCUUCUUUCCUACUCCAGAACGUGUUGGGAAAAUCAAGCUCUACAGUUUAUGCAAUUGCACUUCUCGCCUCCGGUCAAAGCUCUGCCAUUACCGGCACUUACGCAGGGCAGUAUAUCAUGCAGGGGUUUCUGGAUCUGAAGAUGAGAAAAUGGAUGAGGAACUUGAUGACAAGGUGUAUUGCAAUUACACCGAGUUUAAUAGUUUCCAUUAUUGGAGGUUCUCAAGGAGCCGGCAGACUAAUUAUAAUCGCCUCGAUGAUACUUUCAUUUGAACUCCCAUUUGCUCUUAUCCCACUUCUGAAGUUCAGUAGCAGUGCCACCAAGAUGGGGCCCCACAAGAACUCAAUUUACAUCAUAGUAAUCUCAUGGAUUCUGGGAUUGGGAAUCAUCGGCAUCAACGUCUAUUAUUUGACCACGGCGUUCGUAGGGUGGCUGGUCGACAACAAUCUCCCCACAGUGGGAAAUGUGUUCAUCGGAAUCGUCGUGUUUCCGUUAAUGGCCGUCUACGUUAUCGCCGUUAUCUACCUGACGUUUCGGAAGGACACCGUCGUUACGUUCAUCCAUCCAACCAACGACGACCAUCCGGACAACGUCGAAGACGGCGUUGCUAACGCUAACGCCGCUGAUUUCCAAGUUCCUUACAGACAGGAUUUAGCCGAUAUUCCAUUACCCAAAUGAGAUUAUGGAAAAUCAUAAGGGUAUUAUGGUCAAAUUAUACCCUCGGGUUUAAGAACUCUCUCCUUUUUUUUUUUUUUUUUUUAUUCUUCGUGUUGAAGAGUUAAAGUUUAAUCGUUACAUUUUGCAAA
Molecule: messenger RNA, 1753 nt
Organism: Carica papaya (papaya)
Lineage: Eukaryota; Viridiplantae; Streptophyta; Magnoliopsida; Brassicales; Caricaceae
Product: metal transporter Nramp7.2-like
Biological process (GO): iron ion transmembrane transport; manganese ion transport
Cellular component (GO): plasma membrane
Molecular function (GO): cadmium ion transmembrane transporter activity; manganese ion transmembrane transporter activity
Source: RefSeq, a predicted model, not a curated record